Messenger RNA from Gongylonema pulchrum, 201 nucleotides. Lineage: Eukaryota; Metazoa; Nematoda; Chromadorea; Rhabditida; Gongylonematidae. The record is from the annotation of a GenBank genome assembly.
AUGUUGAAGACAACAACACCGAUAAAGACUGGCAAUCACCAGGCCGAACUCACUCUUUUUCACAAACCGAUUAAUGUGUUUGAGGAUCGUAAGUAUUCAAAAUGGCUGGCAGCAAAGGCGGAUAUGGAACCGGAAGAUUUCACAGAAGCCAAAUUUUUCCACUUGAGGCUGCUUCCGGAGGAGUACUGCUAUGCAGAAUAG